GCGGGUCAGCUUGAAUUAGGAUUUUCUUAAUGUGAAAACGGACAUGUUGCGUCAUUCUAUCGGGGUCUGGGUACAUAGUUCCCCAUAGGACGUCGCGAUAACACAGGCUCUUCAAGCACGAUCUCACUGUGAUAUUUAUAUGUGUGACCAACCUCGUGUGCUGUUUUCCUGAGCUGUCUCGCUCGAGGACAUUACCCAAGUGCGAAAGAGACUUGGGACAUCUGCCAGGCCGACCCCGUUAAAGAACCCUAGCAACCGGGUGCUGCAGAAUGGAAGGGAAGAAAACCGACGCGUGGAAUUAUCAGUACGGCAUGGAGGGAGUGGCUCCGAAUGAGUACGCGGGCGCCAAGGGUACCAGUGUACAGUACAUGGGCAUGGGCGUACGGGCGGAUGGGCGUUUAUCCAAGGGGGCGUGCAAGGAGGACCUACACGUGGUAGCGCCUCCAGAUGACGAGGACAUUAGCCUCAAGAGCCUGGCAUCACUCCUGAAGGACUACCGACCUGAGGAUCACGACGUGGAAGACUGCGGCGCGGGCGUCAUGUGGACGGACCUCAUGGAGCCUGAUGCCGCGGCCGCUACGGAAGGCGGGGCGGAGGGAGCGGGCGCUGCGGGUGCUCUGGCCGUUCGCUUCGCCGAGGACGACGUCGGCGGAGAGAAAGGUGAGUAG
This is a messenger RNA of Penaeus indicus, 668 nucleotides long. RefSeq lists its product as uncharacterized. The record is from RefSeq and is a predicted model, not a curated record. Lineage: Eukaryota; Metazoa; Arthropoda; Malacostraca; Decapoda; Penaeidae. The transcript has 2 exons. The coding region runs from base 270 to 668 and encodes 132 amino acids.